Messenger RNA from Phodopus roborovskii (desert hamster), 1601 nucleotides. It is a transcript of the gene Pter, whose product is annotated as phosphotriesterase related. Gene Ontology annotation, biological process: catabolic process. Gene Ontology annotation, molecular function: hydrolase activity, acting on ester bonds; zinc ion binding. Bases 20 to 1069 code for a protein of 349 amino acids. The record is from RefSeq and is a predicted model, not a curated record. NCBI's taxonomy places the organism in Eukaryota, Metazoa, Chordata, Mammalia, Rodentia, Cricetidae. The transcript is spliced from 4 exons.
UCCUUUGCCACUUCCAGAAAUGUCUUCCUUAAGUGGAAAAGUGCAAACCGUUUUGGGCCUUGUAGAACCAAGCAAACUGGGACGCACCUUGACCCAUGAACAUUUAACAAUGAACUUUGACAAUUUUUACUACCCACCUCCUCCAUGCCAUGAAGCUACCUCCAAGGAACCUAUCAUGCUGAAAAAUUUAUUUUGGAUUCAGAAAAAUCCUUAUUCCCAUCAGGAGAACCUUCAGUUGAAUCAGGAGACAGAAGCCAUAAAGGAAGAGCUGAUAUAUUUCAAGGCUAAGGGUGGAGGCGCCUUGGUGGAGAACACAACAGCUGGGCUCAGCAGGGAUGUGCAAACACUGAAGUGGCUAGCAGAGCAAACUGGAGUCCAUAUCAUAGCUGGAGCUGGAUUUUAUGUCGAUGCAACUCACUCAGCAGCAACCAGGGCCAUGUCAGUGGAGCAGCUUACAGAUGUCCUUAUUAAUGAAAUUCUCCAUGGAACUGAUGGAACGACCAUCAAGUGUGGAGUUAUUGGAGAAAUUGGCUGCUCCUGGCCUUUGACGGACAGUGAGAGAAAGGUACUUCAGGCUACAGCUCAUGCCCAGGCUCAGCUUGGUUGUCCUGUCAUCAUCCAUCCUGGAAGGAGCCCAGCUGCACCCUUUCAAAUCAUCCACAUAUUGCAAGAAGCAGGUGCAGACAUCUCUAAAACAGUUAUGUCCCACCUUGACAGGUCUAUACUUAAUAAGAAGGAAUUGCUGGAGUUUGCUCAACUUGGCUGCUACUUGGAAUAUGAUCUCUUUGGUACAGAGCUCCUUAAUUACCAGUUCAGCCCUGAUAUUGAUAUGCCUGAUGAUAACAAAAGAAUUAGAAGGGUUCGUUUCCUGGUGGAUGAGGGCUAUGAAGAUCGGAUUCUCAUGGCACAUGACAUACACACGAAGCACCGACUCAUGAAAUAUGGAGGUCAUGGCUACUCACAUAUUCUCACCAACAUUGUUCCUAAGAUGCUCCUCAGAGGAAUAAGUGAGAGGGCAAUUGAUAAGAUCCUCAUAGAAAACCCUAGGCAAUGGCUAACUUUUAAAUAGGAUGACUGUUUAUGAACACAGACCUAGAGAUUAAAUUUGCAGAGCAUAUUUGGUAAUUUCAAAUCUACUCUGAGACAUAAAUCCAGUCUACACAGAACCAAUGACUGAUCACUUCCCUCCUGUGAGGAAUUCGAUAAAUGUCACAGGGAACUCUCUGGUGGGGUCUGCUAGGCUUAAGUGAGUCCUAUUGUUUUACCUUAAUAAAACAAAUACAAAAGAGUGUGUUUCCAAACAAUAAUUUAGAGAUGUAUCUCCCGAGUCAUUUUGAAUCUUUUUUUCCCGUGACUCUAUCAUCUACACUACUUGAGAAAAAUUAUGGUGUUUCUAGUUAAGUUGCCCCCUUCUGGAGCAAUCUAAUGUUUCUUGUGCUAUUGAUGAUCCUACUAAUUAUCCUGCUGUUCCUUAAUUAAUGCUUAAUGAAUAAUAUGGCAUUUUAAAAUCACUUUUGCAACAAGGGAAGUUAAAUUUUGAGACUUUUUUCUCCAACGAAGACUGCAAUAAAAUUACCAAUUCAUAACAAUAAAAAUAUUUU